AUGGAGACAGCAGCCUUCCGUCUCACGCACUAUGGAUCUCAUUUGCUGCUCUCCCUCAAGCCCACGCCAGCUCUUUUCCCCUUCUCGCCCCCACACACUCUCGGGCUCAUUUUCCCCUCCUCCACAGACGCUACAAGUGUCUCGAGCUGCCAGAACGUUCCUGACUGUGGCCAUUGGGGCAGAAGAAACUUUACUGCGGCCAACUCAGGGUGUGGUCGCAGCGGAGAGACUUUUACGCAGGCGCACAUAAACAUUGCGUACUUUUCCCCGUCAACCAGUCGCCACACAGGCGCAGAAGAAGUAAUACUGCGGCACUUUGAGGGCGGGGGUCUCUGUGAAGAGGUGUGCGCUAGGAUCCCUGCGCAGCCGCAGGAGGAGGACUUUGGUGGCGUUGCUGUCAAAGAUUGGGGUCUGGGCCUUAUUGCUGCUGGCAGUCUCGGGCUGAGUGGUGAGGGGUAUCUAGUCUCUGGAGCGGGUGUGGGAGGCAGAGCCGCGGGUUCGCGUGGUCGUGAAAGGGAGGGGGGACGGAGUCCCCGGGACGCUGACUGUUGCCGCAGCCGCCUCUGUCGGGUCUUUGCGUUCGCGGUCCCCCUACCCCCGGGUGCUCUCUUCCUCUGCCGGACCUUGGUGUUUCGGCCCCCCGGUUGCCCUCUGUGGGUCUUGGCGUUUGCGGGCCUCCCUGGUGCCCGCCGCCUCUGCCGGAUCUUGACGUUCGCGUUUCCCCACCCCACCCGUUGUCCAUCCCCUCUGUCGGACCUUGGCUUUCGCAGCCCCCCGGGUUGCCCGCCGCUUCUGCGGGUCUUGGCGUUUGCUCCCCCCCUUCCCCCAGUGGCCGCCGCCUCUGCGGGUCUUGGCGUUUGCGGCCCCCCUCCUCCCCGGUUCCCGCCGCCUUUGCGGGUCUUGGCGUUGCGGACCUCCCCGGUGCCCGCCGCCUCUGCGGGUCUUGGCGUUGCGGGUCUUGGUGUUGCGCGCCUCCCCGGUGCCCGCCGCCUCUGCGUGUCGUGGCGUUGCGGGCCUCCCCGGUGCCCGCCGCCUCUGCCGGACUUUGGCGUUCCCGGACCUCGUCGGUGGCCGCCCCCAUCGCAGCUGCGCCUCUCUGAGCCAGCCGUCGGGCUCUGAGGUAGGUCCGAACUUGGCCGUGUGUGCCGGACUAGAAAAGGAAGCGGGGGUUGGCCAUGGCUUUGAGGGUCUAAGAGGAGUCCGGGGCUGAAUAGACAGCAGCGCCGUGAGCCCGCAGCCUUGGGGAGGAGAAGGAACAAUUAGAAGCGUCUGGGGGUUCCUCUGUCGCUGACAGAAUGGCUAAGAGAAAAGAGGACGAUUUCCCUGCGUUUGCAGAUCAGAAAAGAGCAAGGCCAGGGCCAUCGACGCGGCCCGAGUCAGAGUCAGAUUUGGAUUCAGAUGAUGAGAUGGAGUGCCCCUCUCCUCAGGACUCUUCUGCUGAAAGUUCUUCUGAGUCAGAGUCAGGGGAUUUUGGAAUCAUUGAAAGUAUCCAGGUGGAGAACUUUAUGGGCUAUGCCAGGCUUGGACCUGUGAAAUUUGGAGCUAAUGUCAAUUUUGUGGUGGGACACAGUGGGAAGAAUGCAUUGUUAACAGCUCUCAUAGUUGGUCUUGGUGGGAAAUCCUUAGGAUCGUCUUUGAAAGAGUUUGUGAAAGAUGGAGAGGAUUCAGCCACCAUCUCAAUCAAAUUAAGGAACAGAGGGCAAGAUGCUUUUAAGUCUGAGGUUUAUGGGGACUCAAUAACUGUGCACCAAUACAUCAGUGUAGAUGGGAGUGCAAGUUAUGAACUAAAAGACCAAGUAGGAAACCUGGUUUCUUCUAAGAAAGAAGAGCUUAUUGCCAUUCUUGAUCAUUUUAAGAUACAGGUGGAUAAUCCAAUGUCUGUUUUACCACAAAAGAUGAGCAGACAGUUAUUGAGGAUCACAAAUGAAAGUGACAGAUACAAAUUGUUUAUGGAAGCAACUGAGCUUGAACAGAUGAGAGAAGGUUAUGCAAAAAUUUUGGCAAGAAAGGCCAGAAGCCAGCAAGAGAUACAACAAGGAGAAGAGCAGCUUGAGGAGCUCAGACGUCAGGGUGUAGAGAUAGAAGAGCAUUUUCAGACUAUGGUUGCUUUGGAUCAGAAAUUAAAGAACUUAAAGCAUGAGAAAACUUGGGCACUGGUGAAUGAAACUGAAAGAACAAUUAGUAAUAUGAUAAGUGAUAUAAAUGUUGAAGACCAACAUACUGUCAUAUUAAAUCAUGACCUGGAGGUUUCAAAAGUCACAUAUAAUGAAACAUUACAGAGGUAUAUAGCCAUUCAUGAGAAUGUGGUAAAGUUAAAUGAAGAAGCUGCUGAAUUGGAGCCCAAGUGCCUUGAGGCAAAAGAAAUUGCUAAGAGAACAGACAGGGCCUACCGUCAAGCAACAGCUUUCUAUAAUUAUUCCCAAAGUGAACUGACUAAAUUAGACAAAGUUUCAGAGCAGCUUCAUGACAAAAUUGUAGACCUAAGAAAGAGUCUGGAACUAGCAGAAUUAGAAAAACAGAAAAAAAUUUCCACAUUAAGGGAAAAGAUACAUAACUUUAAGGAUCAGGAAGAUUCACUUGUUCAAGAAAUAAAAUAUCUUCAUCAAUCCAUAGAAAAAGAUGAUGAAGAGCAUUCUAGAAUUAGAGAAGAAGAGGCAUUUGUGCAGGAAAUGCUGAAUGAGGAGCAAGAACAACUAAACCAUUUGAAAGACUAUAAAACUGACCCACUAAAACGAUUUGGUCCCCAGAUUCCACCCCUUGUUGAAGCAAUAGAAGAUGCCUUCAAACAAGGAUACUUUACCCACAAACCACUAGGUCCACUAGGAGCUUGCAUUCGUCUCCGGUACCCUGAAUAUGCUUUGGCUAUUGAGUCCUGCCUAAAAGGCCUUCUUCUUGAUUUCUUUUGUGACAACCACAAAGAUGAGCAAGUCCUUCAGGAGCUGCUGAAAAGGUUUUAUCCAACUACCUGUUCUGAUCGACCACAGGUAAUUGUGUCAUCAUUUCAGUGUGAGUUGUAUGAUUUAACAGACAGAGCAGCUUGUCACCCAGAGUAUCCAACAGUUCUCUCAGCUUUAGAAAUAGAUCAUGCAGUGGUGGCCAAUACUUUGGUUGACUUGAGGAGCAUAGAGUCUGUACUCCUUGUUAGAAGUGGCUCUUUUGCUAGUAUGCAUGCACAGGGACGUCCCAAGAACUGUACCAAAAUUCUGACUUCUUGUGGUGACCAAGUUUUUGAGGGACGCUAUUACUCCUGUGAAGAUUUGAGACCUAUUUACUUAGGUGACAUGGAAGGAGAAAUAAAUCAUUUGGAGAAACAAGUGGAAAGUAAAAUGACAAAGUUGUCUGAAUUUCAAGAACAAGUAAAUUCACUUCAAAAUGAUAUUAAGAAGAAUCGAGAAACUAUUGACAGUCAUUAUCGACACUUAAGAGAAAUAAAGGUUAAAGUAAUUAACAUCUCUUCAGAAAUAAAAGAUCUUGAGGAUGAAGAAGAAAACCAGUCAAUAGAUCUCUCAGUUCUGGAAGAUGAAGCUGAAGAAAUUAAAGAAGAGAUAAAAGAAGUUGAGGAAAAGAUGAAAAAUAGAAAGGAAACUAUGGAGAAUUUAAGGCAACCCAAAAUAGAUGCUGAACAGAGACAUGAGGAGUUUAAGUUGAAAUGUAGUCAAGUUUCAGAAUUAGUAGAAUCCCUUAUGGAAGAACGAAACCAAACUGGUUUAGAAGUGUCUGCCCAGCACCAAUCUGUGCUGCAUUAUCAAAAUAGGCUCAAGCACCAUGUAGAUUCUCUCCAAGUGAUAAAAGAAGAGCUGGCAAUGAAAGAGAGAGAACUGGAGAGGGAGAUGGCUCAGGCUAACUACCUCUGUCCUGAGCGUAUAGCAGUUACAAGAGCUUCUGAUGUUCUUGACAGAGAAAUUGAUUUAUUAACCCAGAGGAUACAGUCAGAAAACUACACUCACAGAAGGAGAGAAGAUAUAACAAGGCAGUACCAACAAGCAAAAGAAAAAUAUCUGGAUAUUAAUGGUAGAGUGAAUAAUUUGAAAAGCCUCAUUGAAACACUGGAUGAAAUAUUGGUACAGAGAUAUGAUACUUACCAGAAAAGCAGAAGAAAUCUUUCUUUACAGUGCAAGUUGUUCUUUGACAGCUUGAUGUCUCACUGGUCCUUCUGUGGAGAGAUGCGCUUUAAUCACAAGAAUGAGACCCUUUCUAUAACAGUCCAACCUGGAGAGGCUGAUGGCAGUGACAUGGGAGGCUUAUCAGCAAACAGACACUCUUUUUCAAACUUUUUAUUUAUUCUUACUCUAUGGUCUGUCACAGAAUCUCCCUUCAGAUGCCUAGAUACAGUUGAUAUCUACAUGGACAGGAAAAGUAGAAAAAUUGCCAUGGAAAUGAUCGUCUGGAUAGCAGCACAUUCCUACCAAAACCACCAAGUCAUCCUGCUCAGUCCACAAUACCUGAGCUCUUUUCCCUCAAGUCCACUUGUUGAAGUCCUCGAAAUGCCAGACCUUGAAAGUGAAGAGAAAACCCUGCCUUUCGAAUCAGUCAAUCCAAAAGAAAACUGAAUUUUUAGUUUCAUGUGAUUGUGCUAUCUACUCAUUGUGGUAUUUUGCAUAUUGUUUUCUUUAAAUGUUUGUGGUGUUGUGUUCAAAAUCUUGCUAUUUUGAAGAAAUAUAUUUAAUAAUUGAAAGUGUUUCCGAAAAGCAAAGUCACAGGAAGGAGUACAGCAUAACUCUCUGACCAGACCUCCCUUACAAAGAUCUAGAAAACACACCAGACCAAAUUCUGACCUGGAAAUCCAAGAAAAAGAGAUCUAUGGACAUUGGGGAUGAGGUCUUGGCCUUCAGCAUUACAGCAUCCAGGGACUGAAAGAGAGCCAAGAGUGGGCACCUGGGCAGGAAGCACUAGGUGUAAUGAGAGUAAAAUUGUUUCCUGUGACAUAACUGACUCUUUUUUGAUUAAUUGAUUGUGUUAAAGUGUUUUGAUGUUUGUUUUUCAUAACUUACUUUUCAAUGUUAAAAUAAACUUAUAUGUAUUGUAAGUUGGUAAAUAACGUGUGUUGAUAGACAACUGAUAAACAUAUGGGAUGUCCAUGUAUGACAACCCACCUGUGGGAAAACUUGUAAACAACAUCAUCAUUAACUUAUAUUAUCAAUGAUCAAUGAAAUUAAUUGGUAAACAGAUUUGUUCACCAGCCACCAAUUAGAACUUGGGUGUAACCAGCUAAUGCCCAAACUGGUGGCCCCAGUCUUCAACCUGCUUUUGGGUCAAGACUACCCUCGCUCCUGUAUUCCCCGCACUUGUGACUCAACACUCACAUCAUGUUUGCUUCAAGACAUUGCUGAUUGACUGACAAGGAUUUUCAGACUUGCCAGCCAACCACCUCUUUGGGAGACAGAUGACUUCUAGUUGGAGAGAGAGAAGGAACCUUGUCAUCCAGGAGCGGUCAGAGUCAUGCUUAUUGAUGUUCAAGUGCUGUGAUUUCAUCAUUGGUGCCUUCGUGACCCUAUUGCUGCUCAUCAUUGCUUAUCUCAUUGCACAUCCUAUCUUAUGUAUCACCUCAAAGUACCUUCUUGCAGCCCCUUGCAACCAAGACUGGCUUCAUUUUGGUUGCUUGUUUGAUAUCCAACUGUUCCUGUAAAUCACACUUGUGACAAGCAGGAUGCACAAGGAUACAAAACAUUGCCAAUGUGACAGUGGGGACUGCCACCUUCUUACAUACCCCAUUGGAAAUAGUGGGGUUAUACACUUUAGAUUUGCCUGAGACACAAGAAGAUCUCACCAAGAUAUAACAGUGAUUGUUUUAACUAUCACCGAGAAGUGAUGCAGGCAAUCAAAGACUUUAGCCAUGCCUGGCCUAAAGAAGAACGUGAUGGACUUGAUAGUGAUCACCAGACUGAAUAUUGCAGGACAUCAGUUUGAGUGGGACAUUAUCAAGAGGCUUUGUAACAUGUUCUCUUGCAUCAGUUCCUGGCUUGGUCUGCAGUGGACUUGCCGUGAGAGAACAUGGGACAAACGGAAAGACUUAUUGUCAUAAUAUAUUAAGAACAGAUUUAAAAAUGUAUUAAUGCUACGUGUAAUAUUGAUGCUUAUAUGUGCCAUAUGUUCUCACAAUGUAAACAAUGAGUGUUUGGAAUCGCAAUUUGAUUGUAUUAGUGAUAAUUAUAAUGCUUUUCACAAACCAUCCUAGAUGACUGCAGGGAUAACCAGCAGCCAGAGGGUGGAUUUAGUGAGAAUACAUUUGUUGCCUUGAUAUUUAACUGAUUCCACUUUUUAUUAAGUCACUAUUUUGUGAUGAAGUGUUUUUAUGUUUGUUUUUUGUAACUUCUCUUUAAAUAUUAAGAUUAUGAAUAUUGUUGUAUGGGUUGGUAAGCAACAUGUUUGUGUUCAUAAAUAACUGAUAAAUAUAUGUGACCCCCCCAUACAGGACAAACCACCAACAGGGAAAUUUGAGAAAGAACCUUACCACAGCUUAUAUCUUCAAGUAUCAACCAAAUUAAUUAGUAAACAAUUAGGCUACCUUCUAAUCAGAACUUGGCUAUAACUAGCUAAUGUCCUUAGCCAGAACUGUAAGAAAGCCACUGGAGGCCCUAGCCUUCAGCCUGUGUUUGAAUGGAAACUGAGCCUGGCACCUCUGUUCCCCACACUUGAGACUCAAGUCCCCCUCCCCAGAACCCACACCCACAUUCACUUGAGGUCAGUGCCAAUUAACUGAUGGUGAUUUGCCAACUUGCCAGUAAGUGACCUUCAGGAGAGACAGCCUCUGGAUGGGAAGAGAAAGAACCAUGUUUCUGAGUGCCACUACAAGAUGCACUUACUGGUAAGCACUAGGAGAUAAGUUUGGUGAUUUGUUCCUAAUGGGGUUAGUUUUGUAAUGGGGUUUUAUUUUGUAAUAUUUAAUAUAAACCACAGUGACCUAGUGUUUGAUAAACCCAAAGACCCAAGCAAUUGGGGCAGUGACUCACUAUUUGACAAAUCUGGGAAAACUGGAAAGUAGUCUAGUAGAAACUAGCCAUAGACUAACAUCUCACACUGCAUACCAAGAUAAGUUCAAAAUGGUUACAUGAGUUAGACAUAAAGAGUGACAUCACAAAAAAUUAGGGAAGCAUAUAAAAAUUACCUGCAGUUCUAUGAUAAGGGAAAAGUUCAUAACUAAAACAAGAGCUAGAGAGGAUCACAGUAGGUAAAAUGGAAAAUUUUGAUUACAUUAAAUUAUAAAGGUUUUGCACAUAUAAAACCAGUGCAACCAAAAUUAGAAGGAAAAAAAGGAAACUGGGAAAAAAAAAUUUUACAAAAAGUUUCUCUGAUAAAGGUCUUAUUUAUCAAAUAUAUAGGAACCUGAGCCAAAUGGAUAAAAAUAAAACCCGUUCCCCAAUUGGCAAAUUGAUAAAGGAUAUGAACAGGCAAUUUUCAGAAGAAAAAAAUCAAAACAAUCAAUAGUCUUAUGAAAGAAUGCCAAAUCACUAAUUUUUAAAAAUGCUAAUUGAAACACCUCUGAGAUACUACCUCAAACCUAUCAGAUUGGAUAACAUGGCAAAAGGAAAAUGACACUUGCAGGAAGGGAUAUGGGAAAAUAGAGACACUAAUGUAUGUUGAUGGAGUUGUGAACUAGUCCAACUAAUCUGCAGAGCUGUGCCCAAACAGUUACCAUACCUGUACAUAUCCUUUGACCCAGCAGUAUUGCUAUUAGAUCACAGAAAAAGAAAAGGUCCCAUAUGUACAAAA
Molecule: messenger RNA, 7710 nt
Organism: Trichosurus vulpecula (common brushtail)
Lineage: Eukaryota; Metazoa; Chordata; Mammalia; Diprotodontia; Phalangeridae
Exons: 4
Coding region: 1-1119 (372 amino acids)
Source: RefSeq, a predicted model, not a curated record